Molecule: messenger RNA, 9741 nt
Organism: Porites evermanni
Lineage: Eukaryota; Metazoa; Cnidaria; Anthozoa; Scleractinia; Poritidae
Source: the annotation of a GenBank genome assembly
UUUUCAUUGCAUACUUUAGCAUUUGAAGGAUUGAUGAUUUCUGAUAAUUCAAGCUACAUUGCUGUAGUUGCCAUUGAUUUUGGAACCACGUACAGCGGUUUCGCUUUUGCCUUCAACCACAAGGAAGGAGAAGGCGGUAUCCAUAUGAACAAGGCAUGGGGAAACGAGCAAGGUCUUUCCACUCUGAAAACAUCGACGUCUUUGCUUCUUCGUCCCGACGGUCAGUUUGAUUCAUUUGGAUUUGAAGCAGAUGAAAAAUACGCCAACUUUUUUUGCGGGGAAGAUCAACAGUACAUGUACUUCAAACGGUUUAAAAUGACACUUCACAAAUCUGAGGUAAAAUCUUUAAGUUAUGAAAAUUUUUUUCACCUAUGUUAGAUAUCCUAAUGGUUAUCCUGCAGUAAAAAAAAUAUUGCUGCAUUUGAAGAGAGUGAUUGCGUAACAUUCCCACUGCAAAUGAUGGCUGCAUCUACAGUCAUAAUAACUGAAAAAUAAGGACUCGGCAACAGAGGCGUAAUUAGUGUGUCACAGAGAGGCUGUAGAGAGAGGAAAAGAAAGAGCACGCCAUGAUCGUCCGUGCUCUUGCUAUUUUUGGUUAUUUGAGUUUUAUUUCAAUACGGUUCAAAAGUGUGACGUAAUAAAAAAGUGAAACUGUGGGAUUUGUUAGGAUAUUCUGAAAGACAACAUCCAAGAGGCCUACUUGCCAAAAACUAGCAUUGAGGGGCAAAUUGUCUCUGAGAUAUUAGCAUAGUUAUGCCCUGAUGACUCCAUACAAACCCUUCUAAAUUUGGGUUGCUGGGAGAUUUUGUAGGAAUAUGUAAGCGUUACCCCUUAAGUAGGCUAAGUAUAGAUUGUGAGAUAAGGCAUCUUAUAUGUAGUCUUGUGUAUUUACACUGUAGAGUCUGGACCGUAACGCCAAGUUGAUGGCAAGUAAUGGAAGAAAAUUGGAAGCUCUCACCGUUUUUUCACAUUCAAUAAGAUAUCUCAAAGAUAAAGCUAUCGAAAUAAUCCGUGAGGUGACUGGAGAUGAUGGGUACAAUGCUAUGGACAUACAGUGGGUCUUAACGGUACCUGCUAUUUGGAAACCUGCUGCUAAGCAAUUUAUGAGAGAAGCUGCCUAUAUGGUGAAUAAUACCGAUACAUUUUUCUUUCAUUUCGUUCAUUUCUUUCUUUCUUUCUUUCUUUUUUGCUCAGUGGAUGAAAAAUUAACGGCCGUCAUUUCAAAAUUUGUGUUGCUGUUUUACUUCGCUUCAUUGCUUUUUUGUUGUUUUUGUUUUCUUUGCAUUUUCUGUCAUUUCAUGUUUUAAGUAAGGAGUGAAACAUAAAAUAACCUUGUGAAGGCUAAAUAGAAAGCCAGCCUUCUGAACAAACUCGUUUUGCAAGCUAAAUCAAAAACUGCGAAUUAUUGUGUUUCAUUGCCACCUAUGAAACUUACAUUAAUCAGAGUUAUUCUUCUAAACUUGGACACAGUCAUAAUAGAAAUUGGAUGGAUUCUUAUUCUCAAGGGUAUAAAAAAAAUCAAAUGCACCCAUAGGCAGCUGACCGCUGCUCGCAGAUUGUUUACUAAAUGCCGCGAGCUAUUGUGUUAUCGUGGCCAUAAUAACUCUGCUCCGUGUAAUACCAUUCUGUACUUAUUUCAAGGCUGGUGUUGGUUCUGCUAAUAACCCGGAACAGCUACUUAUUGCGUUAGAACCAGAAGCUGCGUCAAUUCAUUGCAGAGACAAAAAGAUGAAAGACUUCACAAGUGAGAGAGGGGAUGCUGAUGUAUCUGACGUAUUUGCACGCCCAGCAGCAAAAUAUUUGGUGGUAGAUAUUGGAGGUAAUCUAAUUGAUGCAAUAGCACUCAGUUAACCACUUUGAAUUAACGCCCCGUGUAAGGGAAUCCAAGACAGUCUUGGAUUCUGAAUUCCACCCCGUGGAUUACGGAUUUCAGGUAUUGGGCCCGGUUGCAUAAAACCUGCAGUAAGUGCUCACUUAACUAGGUCACUUACGAAUCCGUUAUGGGUACACUUACGUGUGUUGCAUGGAACGCACUUAGCACUCUCGUAAGUUUCUGUUUUACGUGGUAACUUACGAGCUCACUUAAGGGCACACGUAACUUUGAUAUAGUACUUUAUAACAUAACAAAAGUAAAUCGCGCGCUCUGAUUGGUCAUUAGCCACUACCAUUUGCCUGUGGGUGCACGCCAAGAAACUGAGCUAGCGCAGUAAAAUUUUGGCAAAUUCAACAAAUCUCCUCUCCUGACGGUAAAAUACACCGAUGAAAUGCACAGAUGAAAAGUGGAAGUUGAAGAAAAUACUAAGCUGUUGUUUUGAAGGAACAACGACAAAAGAUCAAGCGACAAAUUUGCCCUGGAUGAAUUAAUGACUGUUUUCCUCGCGGCUAGAAUCUGCUGAAGGAAAAUCGAGCAAGCGAAGAUAAGGUACAUUUUGUGUGUUUUUUAUAGAAGAGAAAGUCUGUUUGAAACGUAAAUUUAUCAAUUAGCAUUGUGUUAUUGACUUUUUGGUCAAGCUGAUGCUAAAUUCAAACAAAUAUUUUAGGAAACACGCUCAAAUUCGAGACAGCUUUGUUGUGAGGUUUUUCAUCGCAUCGAUUAAAAAUUUUAGUUGAGUUUAAACGGGCACAUUACGCUGGAGAAAGCGAUCACCCACUUAAGUGAAUUCCCUAAGUGGACCACUUGAGUGAUUUCAUACAACUGACUUAAGUUACGAGUGCACGUAAGUAUACCCGUAGUUGUUGCGAACGUUUUAUGCAACCGGGCCCAGCUGGAUUCCCGCCUUUAUCAGUGGGAUUUUGUAUUUCUUGAGCUGUAUUUUGGAUUGCAAAGCCUAGCAUUCUAGAUUCUACAGGGAAAUUUAUUUUCCUGAUUCCGGAUUCCACAUGCAGAAAUUUCAAGGAUUCCCUUACAAGGGAGGGGGAGGGGAAGGGGGGGGGGGGCAAUUAUCUUGUCUUUGAGGGUUUAAUUAUCCUUAUACAUCUUUUAUCUUUUGUUUUAUAGAAUUGCUUACUUGUCAGACUUUCAAGAUCUACCUUCUUUUCUAUCUCCCCCCCCCCGCUCUUCCGUUCCCCGGGCCGCGCUGGUUCCCGCCCUUUAACGUGGGGUUUUUUGUUUUCUUGGUUUUUUUUUUGGAUUGAAAACCCAAGAUUUAAAAUUUCAACGGGGAAAUUUUUUUUCCUGUUUCGGGGUCCCACAUGUAAAAAUUUCAAGGAUUCCUUUAGGGGGGGGGGGGGGGGGAGGGGGGGGGGGGGCAAUUAUCUUGUCUUUGAGUGUUUAAUUAUCCUUAUACAUCUUUUAUCUUUUGUUUCAUAGAACUGCUUACUUGUCAGACUUUCAAGAUCGACCUCCUUUUCUAUCCAUUCUCCAUUCUAGUCGUAUUCAGAAGUUAAGGACUCAGUUAUGGCAGUGAUUUAUAGUAAAAAUAAUGCACUUAAAAUGAACAAGAAAUUAAAAUGUUAAGAGCACGGAGGAACAGAGCGCAGUGUGCGUUUCUUUAACACUGCUUGUUUGAGCAAAACCUGAGAUGUCCGAGUGUGAUAUAUAAAUACAAUAGGGGUGGCAUCAGUACAUUUCUGAUCUUUUGCUUGCAUUUAAAUAAUGGAUGUAAUCUACAGCGUUUUCUUUUUCUUGUUCUUGUAAAGGUGGAACUUUAGACGUGACAGCUCAUGAAAUCUUGACAAAUGGCAACGUAAAAGAAAUAUUCCAGGUAACCGGGGGACCAUUUGGUGGAACAAAAGUUGACGAGGAGUUUGUGUCUCUUCUUAAGCAGUUCUUCGGAUCUACUGUGGUGGAAGCAUUCUCUACAAGAUAUCCUGGAGAAUGGCUUGACAUGAUGAACGACUUUGAAAUGAAGAAGCGAGGGCGACGAGCGUUCGAGGGUGGGACGACAAGACUUCGACUUCCCCGCUCUUUAACAGCUUUAAUAUCGGAGUAUCGUGGACCUGCCAGUAGCAUAGAAGGAGUCCAGUUCCUCAGGAAUGAAUAUCUCUGUUUAGAAGCCCUAGCGAUGAAGAAGUUGUUUAAGCCAGUUCUGCAUGGAAUUGUAAAGCACCUGACCAACCUCUUGGAGAAUCGCUGCCUUAAGGAUUUGCAGUUUUUCUUUUUGGUUGGAGGCUUCUCCCAGUCUGCUCUUCUCCAGGAUGCCAUCAAGAACAAAUUCAGCAGCAGGUAGCAUACCGUAAGGAUUUCUUUUUUUAAGUAGAUUUUCCAGACCAAAGUAGAAAAUUUCCUCUGUCAUAAUUCCGGCCAGGCGUCGCAGAGCAUGGGUAACAAAACUGGUAACCUAUCGAUGCGACCAAUUUUGGUUAUGAGGUUACGGUACGCACGGCCACUGUCUCCACGUAAGUUUAGGUAAACUGUGACUUCCAAUUGCAUGGCAGGGGAAAGGCCGGCUAAACAGGCCAGAGAUUUACGCCUGAAACCAAGUGAAUUCGAGCUGGAAUGUCGACUUAAAAUAUCCAUUUCCUUCCAGUGCUUCCCCUAAGAUAUUCUUCAUUGCGAGGGUGACUAAAGGGCUGACAGGAUAAGCGGUAAUCGAGGAUAAAAAUUUUAAGCAACACAUCGACUUUAAUUCUGCAAAUUAUAUAGAGUAUUAUUUUGUGUUUUGAAUUAACUGGAUCUUGAAUAAAGAGUCACUCAACAAUAUUUUAUUAAACAAGGAAACUUUACUUAAAAUUUGUCCAAACCCAGGAUUAAACUUUAAAGUAUUCAAGAAAACUAUUUCUUACUGUAAUAAAGUCCAGCAAACUGAAAAAAAAUGAUAUAAUAAAAAUAACUGAUAAUAACAAAAUUAAAACAACGCAAAAACAACAAGAACGGCCCCCAAAUCAAUUUAUUAUUGGAGCAACAACUAAAAUGUUGAGACAAAGUGAUCACUGGAUCAAUACACAUAAAAAUGGCAUAGAAUUCCCAAUACUUUCGUGAAUUCACACCUCAUUUCCUGGUACACUCCGCAUUUGUGCAGUAAAAGAUAUGUGCGUGGGCAUAUUACAAAAUUUAAGUUUGAAAAAGUUACAAUUUAUUUAGCGCCUAGGUCUGGUUCGUUUAGGAAACAGAGACCUAGGGUUAAACCUUUUUUCCAGCCACAGCAUGUGCUUCACAAAAUACACUUUCAAGCAACAAUUUGUGUUCUUUUGUUAAGAAAGCAAUAUGGCGAGCGAAAUUUUGGUCUAUUUCGUUUUUUUUCUUUUAAUUUUGGCCUUCACUUGAGACAGAAAGAUCUACUUUCUUAAAAAUCAUUUUAGUACUAAUCUUUAUUACAUAAAGUUGGUUAGAUAUUUUUGAAAUGGUUUAUUCAGUGCUUCUGUUAUAAUUUCAAUGUAUUAAGGAGAGGUCCGCUAUUAGGCUCGAGUAAAUCUACAUACCAUUUAGAUUACUCUUGGGCACAAAGCGGUAAUAUCAGCAGCAUGCAUAGAAAAAAUACGCUCUACAUCAAUGCGAAUUCUGGGUGUUUGGUGUGACAAUUAAGUUCUUUUACAAGCACUCGCAUAAUAUCACUUAUAAUAAUUGGCAGUUAUAUUCGAUGAGACUGAGUAUGAUAACAGGGGUCUUUUUUGCAUGAGCAUGCGCGACCGCUGACUUGUCAAAGAGCACGCGACCAGUGACAGCGACCGUACUGCAUAGUCAUAGGAACCAAAUUGUUCACUUUGAAAGCUUGCUGGAGAUUGAAAUGGUAGCAGGAACUUAGGAAAGACCUUCGUUGUACAAAAUAAGUAAAGAUCUGUUGAUUUAAAGUGGAGACUGAUGCGCUGAACGAGGUGAAAGAGCAAGUUUCUCAAGGAUGUCUGACACGAACAUGGCUGCUUGUUGUUGUUUGGCGCUCGACUCGUGUCUUGAUCCCCCUUUAAGAACCACAAAGUUUGGCAUAGAAUGCAUUGCUAUUGCGUAGCUAUUGAUCAAAAUGUUCUUUAUUGUGUUUGUCUAUAAAUCGGAUGUAAAUCAGUUUCUCGAUGCCGUAGAGGAUUUCUGUCAAUAAUUUGUUAAUAACUGAUUAAGCCAUAUUUCGGGAGUGGAUUAAUAACGAUCAGCGGGCGACUACCACGCCGUUUUCAGUUGGAAUAGACAGUUUUUGCCUUAAGUAUUUUAGCGAUACAAAGUUUGUUUAUAGGAAAAUUGUAGAACUUCUUGUUUUUGCGUGGACUAACUUUGCAACGCAUCUUUUACAGGAAUUUGCUUUUAGCCAGAACUUAAAUGUUCUAAUGAUUUUUAACUUUUGGUGUGCAUCACAUGUUUACUGUACUUCUUGGGAAACCUAACCGUUUGUUUCAUCAAAAUCGGUCACAAGAUUGGACUUUAAUUUCGGUCCUAUUGAAUGCAGUUUUGACUGUGUCUCAUUGAUAUUCAUUAUUUUUAUUGUUCGAGACAUACAGAGUGACUACCACCAACAUCUCACCAGGUGACUAAUCUACGUCUCGUGUGCUCUUAAUUUUGUAGCUUUAAAGUGCUGGGAAAAUUGUAGAACAUAUAUUAAUUCACUGCUGAACUGAACAUCGGCUUUCACGCACUUCGAACCCACUCGCUGAAAGUUGCUAUUUUUUUUUUUAAUAUUUCUCUUCCUUUCCCAUUUCAAAACAAAGAAAAUUGAAAGUGUUUACUUGCAUCAACAAACGUUUCUGCACUUUGUUUAGACUUUGAUGAGGUCAGCGCAAUCCUCCAGGCACUACAUAUACGCGCGCUGUUGUCCAGGUCAAGUGGGGAGAUGAAAUUUGAUAGUAGCUCGUGUAUGUUAAAGCCGGUCUACUUCGCUUUUGUUAAGACCAUGUUAGAGUUUUUUUUUUGCAAACUACACAUUUUGUUAAAUCACGAGCACAUUCGCCAAGACCAACGAGCAAAAUAAUCGCCAUGAUAGCUUUGAGACGCGCCAUUUUGAUGAGGACAAACCCUGUGGUGAGCCUCCAUGCACAUCGCUUGUUCAGCGGUCGCGCAUGCUCAUGCAAAAAAGACCCCUGUUGAGUAUGAUAUGAAAUAUUUUGCAGAUUUCGGGGUGUUAAUACGAAGAAUUAAGUAGAUGGAGGAGGGCGUUUAUUUUUAUUAGUAUUAUUUUUUACCCCUCGAGUCUUAAUCAUAUCAUACGCAGCCUUAUCCUUGUUUUAUUAUUCAUUCAAAAUAACCCUAUUCAGACCGGGGGGAGCUUUUGGAGCCCCCCUUGAUAAACGUUGAAUAAUUUUAAAACCAUUUAAUAAGCCAUGGCCACCAAACUUAACGACUUUUCCUAAAACUAUAUAUUAUGUAAACAUUUUAAAGUCGGCGUAACGUGUACCUGAACAUUAAUUGACGUAGCAAGGGAAACCGAAUUUUAACAGCCAUGUUUUUUCAAUUUUUUUUAAUGCUUUAUUUCUAUUCAAAUUUGCUAAAUUAUAGCAUUUCACUUUAUUGAGCAAUAAUUUAUCAAAUUUAUUACCACAAUUAGUGCAAUCAAGGCGCUUUAGUGUUUUUAAGCUGCAUAAUUUUUAAAGCUCAAAUUUCAGUUCAAUAUUUUUCUAUCACAAUUACCUCGAUUUAUACGUUUUUUUUUUUAAUCAUUUACUUAAUUUAAAAGGGUGGAUCUAAGAUAGCAAAUAGUUCCAGAUAAUUCUUUCAUAAUAAAUGAGGUAAUCAUUAAUCAUUGCUGUUUUUAAAGAUUAUUAAUGUGUUUGCCAACUAUUUUUAUCUUGCCAAACAUCUAAUUAUAUGGUUUUUUUUAACUUUUUGAGGCAAAAUAUCGAUAGUAUUUGGAUUCUGCAAAUAAAUUCAACAAAAUGACGUCAUAAUCAAUUGCCUAAAUGUUUUAAAUGAUGAGUACAUCAUUCUGUGUUAUUUUCGGUGGCUUUAUCAUGAGCGGUUUUGAGACCGGUGUGAAUAUGGUUAAACUUUGAAUCAUGACUGCUUACUGCGAUCUAUGUAAAGUUCUCCUGACAACCGUUUACCUGUUUAUUGGCAGUUUCAGGGUGAAAAGGGAUGUUUAUUCGAGCAGACAUACGUCAAAUAACAUUUGCCAUCCUUUGAGUGUUGUUUUUGCUAUUUUUGCUAUGUUUUUAGCCAGCAGUUCGGAUUUUUUUCUUUUUUCUGCCAAAACAGCUGAAUUCCCGCUCCUUCUGCUAUUCGUUUUUCUGUUAAGAUUUGUACAUUUGACGUCAAUUGUCCUGAUACAGGCAAGCAUUUUCCAAAUUUGGUCAACGCUAGCGCAGGUAAUGAAGAAUUAGCUGGGCGGGGUUUUAAGCUAAUCAGAAACAGAUAAAUUACAAUUAUUCACCGAAGUGGAGGUAAAUAUCCACCACAAGCCACCGACAAUUUUGGCUCGCAAUUACCGAACGGCCCUCGCGUUUUCUUGCGGAAAAAUAAAACUUUUGAAGGCAUUUGUUUAGCUCUUGCGGGGAAAUUGCUUCUUUUGCAUUUAAAAUCAUUCUGUAAAAAACUAUUAAAUUUAGUUCAGUUUAAGCUUAUUUAUGAACAUGUCAGCUAAAUAAAGGGACGCAGGACUUAAUAUUCAUUUGUAAACAAGACUUUUUUACAGGUUUCAUCGAUGAACUCAAGUCAAACAGGCUGAAGCUUUACCUGUUAAAACUUCGAAAGCGAAUUUUGUAACCUUCUUGGUGUAUUUCUGGACCAGUUUGUCUGAUUAUUUGUGAAAUUUCUUCGUUUGUUACGGCAGCAAACCGAGAAGCUAUUUUGCUCAUAGCUUACGCGAGUUUGGCGUCGCUCUCAGAGGAACUGGAAGUGAAUCAGUGAAUAGCACUGGAUAUCCGAAGGUUGAGUAGCCAAUCAGAGCGCGCGAAAAAAACUAUCCACAGUUUUAGUAUAUACUUAAUAGUAGCACAGUAUAUAACAUUUUUUGUAAAUGAUACUUCUGAUGGACUACCUUUAGACCAUUUCACUGAGCUACUUCGACUGCAUGGUGAGCGACAUUCCUAUGUCUCAAGUGCCACAAACUCCGCCAUCACUGGCUUGAAUCGAACGGUUAAUCUAAAAACUUCCGAGAUAAACAGCAUAAUCAAGCUAUUUGACAAAGACUAACGUUACUUGAAUCUUACUUUUUUUCCCCCGAGAUAAACAGCAUCAUCAAGCUUUUUGAUAAAGACAAACGUUUCUUGAAUCUUCCAUUUUUUUCUCCUUUACAGCUGGUUCUAAACUUGUAAGAUUUCUUAAAAAAAAUAUCGGUAUAACGCUAGCCUAAGGAAUUUGUUUUCUAUUGUCAUGUUGAUAAGUAACAAAUCUUUUACAUUCUCAUUUCUUCCACCAGAUACAAGAUUUUAGUUCCUUUGGACGCAAGUAUUGCAGUAGUGCAAGGGGCAGUGAUGUUCGGGCAAAAGCCGCACGCAAUUGAUUCCAGAAUCAUGUCCACAACUUACGGUUUUGACACCAACCACCGCUUUGAUCCCAGACUUCAUCCCAUAGAGAAGAGGCACGUUGUAGAAGAUGUUGCUUGGUGCAAAGAUUGUUUUGUUGUUCUCGCUAAAGAAAAUGAAAGGGUGAAAGUAGGAGAGAUAAAAAGAUUUCCAAAUUACCAGCCUUUGAAAGGAAAUCAAACAAGCGUUGCCUUUCAGUUUUUUACUUCUACCGACCCACAAGCAAAGUUCAUUACUGAUGAUGCAGUGGGGCCUUCGAUAGGAAAAGUCGUUGUCAGAUCUCCUGAUAUCUCAAAGGGCACUAACCGAAGCAUUGAUGUUUGCGUCUACUUUGGAGGUACUGAAAUUAAAGUGACAGCAAUUGAUUUAUCAAGUCGUAACACUGCCACUGCAUACUUGGAUUUUUUGUGCAAGCCUUAA